AUGCCACCUGAAAAAGAUUUGAAAGCUUCUGACCACCAUCAGCCCAGCCAAUUUGGAGCACUAACAGGGCUAUUUUUUACAAUGAACCUUAUAAUUGGGGCAGGAAUUUUGGGUUUGCCUUAUUCUUUUAAAGUGGGUGGAUGGCUGGUUUGUGGACUUUACACUGUUAUUUGCUGCUCGCUAGGCUAUAUCUGAAGCAGUCAAUUAGUAGAGCUGACAAGUAGAUGCUGCUAUUACCUUCAGUUAAAAGAAAAAGGGAUUUCCCUUAAAAAACCGACUUUGAAGCAGAUUUUAUUUGGGAAAAAUAAGAACAAAACUGACUUAGAAACUAAUUUAAUUAGCAAUGAGGAUUCUUCCUCGUUUGAAAUAACCAAGAGAAUCGACAUUUCUGAGAUGGUCGAAAUAACUCUCGGCAAGAAAUGGAAAGCAGUUUAUUUCUAUUCUUUUGUAUUGACAUUCCUCCUAACAUUGUCAAGCUAUGCUGUAAUAUUUUCAAGCUCUUUAGCUUCAAAUUUAGAAAUAGGAUUUUUGGAUUCAUGUGACAUUUAUAAAUGCUCUGAGUUUUCAUGUGAAUGCUGGAAAACUUAUUGGUUCUUUUUGGCUAUUUUUUCAGUAAUAGUAGUCUAUUUGACAUUGGUAGAAAUGAAUGAACAAAAAGUAAUCCAAAAUAUAAUUACAGGUAGCUCAGUAUUAAAUAUUAUUAUUGUCAUUACACUAUCAGUUAUCAGUAUAAUAGAAGAUACAGAAAUAGAUAGCGACAGGCCUUUAAACAGAAGUGAUUAUGAUAUAGCUAAUAUUUCCAAUAUCGGGAUAAGCCUUCCUAUCAUUUUAUUUGCAUCAAUGAUCCAGCUUUCGUUACCCAGCAUCAUAGAAAAUUUGGAUGAUAAAAGAACUAAUGUAAAGCCGAUAUUGAGAAAUGCCCUGAUAGCGUCUCUGCUUAUUUACUUGCCAAUGGGAUUUAUAGUGCCUAUGGCUGUGUCAAAAGUAUAUGGACAGUAUAAUAUUAGCUUUAGAAAUUAUUCUGCAGGUUAUUCUCAAGCUGAGAGACCGUGGUGGACUUAUAUUUUUUCGUAUUUUAUUGUGCUCUCCCCAGCGAUAGGAAUUUUAUCAGCUUUUGCAUUGAUCGCGAUACCACUUGCCCAUAAUACAGAGUCCUAUUUCUAUGGGAUUGGAAAUAAGAAUAUUUCAAAACGCGAAGAUUAUUUAGUAAAACUAUUAGUGGUAGUUGUGCCUUUGGCUCUUUCUACAUUUGUGUAUAAUUUGGUAAAAAAUAUUUAGGGUUCUAUUAUGUCUGUUGCUGGAGCUAUUAGCAUUUUGAUGGUUCCUGUUGGGAUACCACUAAUGCAUAUUGCAGGAAGAGAACUAAUUGAAAAGGAAUCUGUUUACGAUUGUAAAUAUUCUCCAAGAAUUGCUUCCUUAAUAAUUGCAGCUCUCCACUGUGGAAUUUUGAUUCUCAAAAUCUAUUUUUUAUUUUAG
Blepharisma stoltei is the source of this 1476-nucleotide messenger RNA. Lineage: Eukaryota; Ciliophora; Heterotrichea; Heterotrichida; Blepharismidae. The record is from the annotation of a GenBank genome assembly.